Molecule: messenger RNA, 2074 nt
Organism: Cladophialophora immunda
Lineage: Eukaryota; Fungi; Ascomycota; Eurotiomycetes; Chaetothyriales; Herpotrichiellaceae
Exons: 1
Coding region: 254-2029 (591 amino acids)
Biological process (GO): transmembrane transport
Molecular function (GO): transmembrane transporter activity
Source: RefSeq, a predicted model, not a curated record
ACCACGACGCGCUACUGCGUCCAGCCUCGUUGGAAAUAAGCGCGUCGCUUGCUGCAGCCGAUAUCGCUGACGACAUCGGCGAAUCUCCGUCGCGAUGGAUUCGUCGUUUGCCCUCCACACUCGGAUCACGGCACGCGACUAUUGAGCGCCUCCAAAGUCCCAAAUCUUCGUUGCAUCUCGCAGUUUUCAACAUGCUCUCUAACGCUCUCUCUUGCGGUCAAACGCAUGUCCCCCAUCCUGCUUCUCCUCGAACAUGCCCUCAACUGCGGCCCUCCGCCAACGCGCCGCCGAGUCUGCCCUCCACGACCAGACCAAUCUUCUGGGGACGAGACAGCUCUUCAUCGUCUUUUCCUCCCUAGCAUCGGCACUGUUCAUCUGCUAUGCUGACCAGAAUGGCAUCGGUACUAUCCUCCCGACGGUCGGGCGCGAUUUCAAGGCCACGGACACCAUCUCAUGGGCCGGUACCGCCUCCCUCAUCUCCAACACUUCUAGCCAGAUUAUAUACGCCCGCUUCUCCGACAUCUAUGGGAGAAAACCCGUGUUCUUGUUCUCGGUAGGGAUGCUUGUGUUGGCCGACAUUCUGUGCGGAGUCGCCCCGGAUGCGUCGAGCUUCUACUUCUUCCGCGCCCUCGGGGGCAUUGCAGGCGCCGGGAUCAAUUCCUUAACCAUGAUGAUCAUCUCGGACAUCGUGACGCUGGAAGAGCGAGGAAGAUGGCAGGGGUUCUUAGGCGCGGGGAUAGGUGGUGGCAACGCAGUAGGUCCGCUGAUUUCGGCUGCAUUCGCCCUGCACCAGACAUGGCGAGCCUUCUUCUGGUUUCUUGCUCCGUGUGGUGCCAUUGCCGGGGUCAUUGGGUGGUUCUAUCUCCCCUCGACGAUGCCCAAGGGGAACGCGAGGCAGCAAUUCAAGCUCAUUGACUGGGGGGGAAUCAUCACUGCCACCAUCGCCAUCGUGCUGACCCUGAUCCCGCUUUCCGGCGGUGGCUCGUACUUUGCGUGGUCCUCCCCGAUGGUCAUUUCCAUGUUUGUCGUCGGCGGCCUGUCCUUCGUGGCCUUCCUGAUCGUCGAGUGGAAGGUGGCCAGUCUGCCCAUGAUGCCCCUGAGCAUGUACGCCAAUGCCCCCGUCGCCGCCAUCCUGGCCCAGAACUUCUUUUUCGGCAUGGUCUACUACUCCAACCUGUACUACAUUCCCUUGUAUAUCCAAAACGUUCGGGGGUGGGACACAACGAUCUCGGGCGCUUUCUUGGUUGCCAUCAACGUCCCACAAUCGCUGGUCAGCACGCUGUCCGGCAUCUUCAUCUCCCGGUACAAGCGGUACGGGGUGGUGAUCUGGACGGGCUUUGUCAUUUGGACGCUCGGGGCGGGACUGAUCUGCAGCUUCACGCGAACGACGUCCCCCGCGGCCAUUGCCGUCAUGCUCUCCAUCUCCGGCAUUGGCGCGGGCUGCAUCUUCCAACCUGUCCUGAUCGCGCUGCAGGCGCACUGCUCCAAAGCGCAACGAGCAGCCGUGGUCUCAAAUCGAAACUUCCUUCGCAGCUCGGGCGGCGCCGUGGGACUCUCCAUCUCUGCACAGGUCCUGCAAAGCUCCCUGCGGAGGAAACUCCCGCCUCGACUCGCGAGCUACGCGCACGACACGUUCGCGCUCCCGGCCCUGACUGGCGCGGACGAGGAUGCCGUGCGGGACGCGUACAUGGGCGCCAUCCGCACGGUGUUCAUCGUUUCGGCGCCGAUGAUCGGCCUCUGCCUCGCGCUGUGUGUCUUCAUCAAAGACCGAGGCCUGCAGCGACCGGAGGAGAGAGAGCAGGCCAAGGCCGCGCAAGGUGCAGCCGGUGGCGACAAGCAGCAGGAGAUGCAGGAGAAGGAAGAGCGUGGUCCACACCAGAAACAGCCGUCGACGGUUGACGAUGACGACGACGCCGGCGCCGAGCAGACCGUCACAAUAAACGGGGGCGACCAGCCGGGGGAGACCAGGAUAGACAUAUCCCCACCCUCUAAUGAUAGACAGGAAAAGGGGACGAACGUGCCCUCAUGAUAUGAUUGAUAGACCAGACAGAAACAUUAGAUCUCUUUGCUUUCC